UACCCACUCACAUACCCACUCACUCACCCACCCACAAGACAACUUUAACCCAUUGAGAGUCAGCUGCGUUCAAUGUGACGUAAGCACUCGUGACCAGCGACCUUGGCGACAAGGGGUAUGGAGGGAGGGGCCCCACCCUCGAGGUAGAGGAUGAAUCACAUCUCUCACGCGUUCUUUAAUGUUACUCAACAGGUAUGCAGACACGUGACUUUUCCAGUUCAUCACCUGACUUUGAGAAACUUGCGAAAUCUGCCACGCGGAGAGACAGAGAGAGAGAGAGUCGACGUGCUCAGCCGCUUGCUUUUCCACUCUCAGCAAUUGACUCAACGGUAGCACAGGAACCCACAGAGUCACACAACGAGCCGUACACUCACAUAGAGACCCGUAGACACAUCACAAAUACACCCAGAGACUCAGAGACCCAUAGACUCAUCACAGAGACCUAUUGACACCUCCUCAUCCUGCCGUGGUCAGCAGAGCCGGUUUCUUCUGUGAGAUCUCGCCAUGGCAUUCGCGAGGCUGUACCAAUCAAGGCUGAACCUUGGCCAAACCUUGCAGACCCUAGCUCUACUCUUGUCUUGCGCGGUGCUCUGCAAGGAGGGAGCUGCCGCUCGGCUUGCUGUGGAGGCCCCGCCGGGUGUGGUGGUGGUGCAGACGGGGGCUACGGCCACGCUCGGCUGCUCCUUCCCCUGCGGCACCGUUGGGGUGCAGAGCACAGUGGUGGAGUGGGAGAUGGUUGGGAGAGGGGAUAAGAUCCUCAUGAUGGACGGUGUCCCGCGGCCCAUGAUCCCGCGAGCUGCAUGGAUAGGAGACUUCUUGACCUGCAACGCCUCCAUCUCCUUGUCUGAUGUGCGCGAGUCCGACUCCGGGACCUACUGCUGCAGCGUCCUGCUACUCAACAUGUACUAUGAAGGAGAGGCCUACGUGACCCUCAGGGUCCUGAGUCCAUCUUCCGUGACUCCUAAGGUGGACAGCCCUAUGGCCUCGCCUAUAGCCUCCGAGAGGAUCGGAGUCAUUGCUGCCAUCAUGCUGAUCGUGGCGAUUGCCAUUCUCCUGGCGAUCUGCGUCGCUAUUAAAAAAUGGUGCAGGAGGCCAUCGAGAUCGAAGAGAGUGGAGGCAGAUGAAGAGAAGCAAAUGAAUAAAGAGAAGGAACAUCUCAAUCCCUCCAUCGAGACAGCAGAAUGACGAAGGGAAGAGCUUCUUUCAUAAAUGCCACCAAGAAGAAUGCUGGCUACCAUGAUCUACAGAGCUGGGAAUCAGUUCCUCGACAGAUCUCAUUUCUCUUUCUGUCUCUCUUUGCAUGCAGAUCUGUGGUGGCAGUGAGAUGUUAUCUCCCUCGCAUGGUAUGCAGGAUGUCGUGGGUUCACUCCCGAUCCGGACGAUGCCUGUUGUAUAUUUGGAGUCCGCAUGUUCUCUCUCUUUCUCCCCAUGGUUGUUGCAUGGAUUUUUUUCCGGGCCUUCCGUUUUUUACGUCGGACUGAACUUCUUUUGAACAAUACGUAGCCUACCGUGCUAAUUGGAGGUGAAUCAACAUGAGAACCACCAUGAGUUUAGAGUAUUUAGUGUGCCUUACCUGGUAUAUAAAAUAGUUAUUUUUUUAUAUUUUACGUGGCUAAGGUGCCAUGCAACUCUUGCCAGCCGACAGACAACAAACUAUUCCGCAAUUACAUUUAAAAAAUGUAACUUAAUAGCAGUAAUUAUUUUGUAAAAUUACAGUCACAUUUCAAAGUCAGUGAUGGUAAUCAUAGGGUGAUUUGAAAUGCAGACAGAGAGCCAGAAGGGAGAUGCCAAGAGACGAGACUAGGUGGUUCCAAACACUUUGGGGCAGCUACAUUAAAUGCUUUUGAUAGAAAAUUGCGUCAAAUCUGGGGAACUGUUAACAGAUGAUCAGACACGCUUAACGGUUCUUUCAGGAUUUCCCAACAGAAAAAAGCAUGUCAGACAAAUAGCCAGAGAUCUCCUGAAUAUCAAACAUAUUUAUUAUUUCGUCUUUAAUAAUCGUAUUUAUUUAUUUAUUUAUGACAAUGACAUCCGUACGUUUAAUUUAUUUCUCACCACACGUAGCCAGCCAUGCUUAAAGACUGGUGACAUGGGGCCUGGAAUACAAUUCAGACCACCUUGCAUCUCUGUGUAAACCAUGUGCUUAUUCUCGUUAUACAUGGUGCAAACAUUCGCACGAAUGUGUUUGGGAGGGCAUGAUAACCGCAUUAGAAACCGCUUGGGUAGUGUUGGUUCAUGAUUAGCUCAGGAUUGAUGGGCCGUACUUUAGGCCCCAAAGACAAAGAUCCCCCGUAUAGCCUUUACAGACGGUAUGGGCAAGUGCUAUUAUUAGCACCUAUGAAGGUCGGCACUGCACACGAGGGGGCGGCCAGCACCACCACUUGAGACCUAAGUCGACCUAGAGGGCACGCCCAGAACUGAUUCAGAUAAUCGGCACUGGUGUUGACCGUCAGUGGAAAUCCAACUCGGAUCUCUGCUGGGGUUUGUAGUGCAGCGCACUAACCACUGCGCCAACGCUUUCCCCACAUUUUUGGCACCACCGUUCGUCAGUGGGUCCCGUUCACCGCUAAAUAUCGGAACGCAGGCUGCAUUUCAGCUUCAAUGUUAUUGAGAGAGGCGUCGUAGCGCCGUCGUUUUUGAAGACGUUGUUACUCACCGCAGAGAACCGCGCUCUACGAUAGCUGGCACCAAACUGUGCCACACAUCUGCCCGCAUGACCUUGUGGGAGGAUCGGUACUGGUUUUUUUUAAGUUUAACAUUAAAUCUAUAGCCAUUCUUAAUUAUAGAAUAACACUUGUUUUACUUUCUAUAACAUAUGGAAGAGCCUGGUGAACUUAAAACAAUAUGUUAAGUUAUAUCAAAUUCACAACACGAGGUGACCUUUGCUGGGUUUCGAGACGGAAUGGAGGCCUUUUACAGUAAUACCCCUGUUUGUGUCGGUGAUGCGUUCCUGGAAUGUGCAACAGAUAUGGAAAUGACAUAAAUCAAAGCGAUUUACAUGGUAGGUGGAGGGGAAGGCUGAGAGGCGAUGCAAAUCAGGUAGCUGUAUGAAAAAUAAAGUGGCGAUGUAUUUGACAAAGAGUUAACAGUGGGUAUUUAAGUCGGGGUAUUACUCUACCUACAGAGCGAAAUCGUGACACCAGCGUGUUCACGUUGCACGUUUGAUGUACAUUUAUACUUGCUGACAAAAAAGGUUGAUUCUAUGGUGUAAUGGUUAAUCUGAUCUCCAAAACAGCUGCUUCUCCUGUGAGUCGGUUAAACUAGAAAUUGAUCAUUUAUCCACUUUUUCUGAGAGAUUAUUGCAGUGCUUUGUUACUAUACUCGAGGUUCUGAUGAAGAACUUGGGCCAAUUACUGCUGGUCCAGAAUGUGACCGCCAAAAUGCUCACGCAAACCUCAUCCCUUGAGCACAUUGCCACCCCUAUAAUAAAAUACUGUAUCUGCAUUGGCCUCCAAUUAAAUUUCAGAUACAAAUUAAAUUAGUUCUGCCUACAUACAAGUGUCUUAAACAGCCUUUCACAUUAUUGAUUUGAAGCUUUCGUGACUGCAGGAAUCCACACUCUUUGGUUCUUUCGGUAAAGUCACGUAGGUAUAAAAUAAAAUAAAUCACGACGUUUCGGGCACAACACAAGCAUCCGUCAUCAGGUGGGAAAGCAUGGUAUGCUGCUGAGACAGACUGUUUUAAAAGGUUUGAAAUGAGUGUUGCCCAAGGGUCAUAAAGAAGUGGCCGGGGCUAGUGAUGUUAAUGUGAGAAAUUAACAUGUAACUGUAAGAUAGGAGAGCCUUGCACAUUUUUUUUUACAUUCAACAACUGAUACACCUGCACGUACCGUCACGACCUCUCCGAUCCGCUGAUGUAUCAUCUGCACCUGGGGUGACCGAGCCUUUGCAUGCGCUGUGCCAAGACCACGGAAUGCCCUCCCACAGCAGUGGUUAGAGAGGCGAGCCCACUUGCCCGUUUGCGUCUUCUCUGAAAACUCACCUGUUUUGAUUGGUCUACACUUCCCAUGUUAUGACAAGUGGACUACGGACUUUGUAGUAUUUAUGUCACGACUUCGUUCAUGGAUGAAUUGUGCCUUAUAAAUGUAAAUUAUUAUUAUUGAUAACUGCAGGGUGCAUAUUGUAAAAUGUGGGCUGCCAUUAUUGAUGCCUAUUUACAUCGUAGAGCCAGUCUUGCUCUAUAAUAUGUUAUUGUUAUUUUAAAUUGUAUAAUUGAUAUGAUAUAUGCGUAAUGAUCAGUUUUGAACAGAUGAAAAGUUUAUUUAUAAUUGCCCUGUGAGCUAAGAAGCUCUUGAAUCGGGUUUCAUCAACAAUGUAGGUGUUAACUAUGAUGGGAGCAGUAUUUUAAAUCAUAGUACCGGUAUAGUGUUGCAUAUUAUAGUUAGUAUGAGCAUAGUAAUAUGAAUAGUGGUUAGGAAAACCGUACUAUAGGCUGUCUCCAGUUUUCGACAGUCUGACAGUCUAUGAUGUUUAUAUGAUGCAUGGAUCAAUUUAGCUGGAUUUACGACGCAUCUUCCGAAACGACUCCGAACGCAUUUGAACAGAGUCUGCUUCCCGACGUGACUUUGGAAGAAAAAAAGUACAUGGGCAAGUGAUGAUUCUACUGUCUAUGGGAACAUCGUGUCCGAAUAACAACGACCCGAAAUACGACCACGGGGUUUAUAUGAACGCAUUGCAGAGUCAGAAAAGUGGGGACCACCUGUAUUAUAAAUGGUAAUUAGGAUGAAUAUCACAUACACACAUUCCAGUAUGCGGAAUAUAUUUGUUAAUGUUAACACGUACGUUUUCAUGAAUGCAAAGCCACGUGUAGUAGCACUGGAGAUCCGUUGGUGUACCGAUUAAAUAAAGAGGUGCCGUGUUUUGAA
Molecule: messenger RNA, 4864 nt
Organism: Lethenteron reissneri (Far Eastern brook lamprey)
Lineage: Eukaryota; Metazoa; Chordata; Hyperoartia; Petromyzontiformes; Petromyzontidae
Product: myelin protein P0-like
Cellular component (GO): membrane
Source: RefSeq, a predicted model, not a curated record